AUGGCUUCCUCGAAACUUGCAAUGGAAUAUAUUAAACCACAAGACAAGUCCUUUCGUCAUGUAUCAAACAAAAUAGAAAAUGAUAAGCGAUAUUGGCCAUUCUUUAAAAAUGCCAUUGGAGCAAUUGAUGGCACACAUAUUCCAUGUGUAGUCCCUGCAAGUGAAAAAUCAAAAUAUAUUGGAAGAAAAGGAAUCCCUACGCAAAAUGUAAUGGCUGUGUGUGAUUGGGACAUGUGCUUUACUUUUGUCUUGGCUGGAUGGGAGGGCACUGCACAUGAUGCUCGCAUUUUUCAACAUGCCCUGACAGCUCGAUCCAUGAACUUUCCACACCCGCCUUCAGGUAAAUAUUAUUUGGUGGAUGCUGGUUAUCCAACACCAAAUGGAUAUCUUGGUCCGUAUAGACGGGAACGCUACCAUCUUCCUGAUUUUAGAAGAUCAACUGGAUUUGCAAAUAAUAACGAGGUCUUUAAUUAUUUUCAUUCAAGUUUACGGUGCACAAUAGAAAGAACAUUUGGAGUUUGGAAGAAGAGGUUUGCAAUUUUACGCAACAUGCCUAGCUAUGACUACGAUAUACAAGUUCAAAUCAUUGUUACAUCAAUGGCGAUACAUAAUUUUAUUAGAAGACACUCUAACUCUGACGCUGAUUUUAUGCAUCAUGAGAUGGAAGAUCAGGAAGACUAUGAGGACCAAGAAGACCAUGGCGUUGAUGGAUAUUCAUCCAUGACAUCUUCUUCAUCAGCUAUGACUAGUAUUCGUGAUAUUAUUAGGGACCAACUUGUAUAUUAUCAUCUUUAUUAG
Messenger RNA from Prosopis cineraria, 798 nucleotides. RefSeq lists its product as uncharacterized. The record is from RefSeq and is a predicted model, not a curated record. The coding region runs from base 1 to 798 and encodes 265 amino acids. Lineage: Eukaryota; Viridiplantae; Streptophyta; Magnoliopsida; Fabales; Fabaceae. The transcript has 2 exons.